This is a messenger RNA of Erigeron canadensis, 2637 nucleotides long. Its product is annotated as PX domain-containing protein EREL1. The coding region runs from base 398 to 2470 and encodes 690 amino acids. NCBI's taxonomy places the organism in Eukaryota, Viridiplantae, Streptophyta, Magnoliopsida, Asterales, Asteraceae. Gene Ontology annotation, molecular function: phosphatidylinositol binding. The transcript has 10 exons. The record is from RefSeq and is a predicted model, not a curated record. Gene Ontology annotation, biological process: protein transport.
CAAUACAAGUAAAAGAAGAACAUUGAUCUCGUUUGUUUCUUUCUUUCCUUCACAAUUAAGCAAAAUCAUAUAUAUACAUAUUUCCCCUCAACUCAAAUUCCCAAUCAAUGAAAUGAAUUGAAAGAAAGAAUUGAAUCCCAAUUGGCCGAGAAUUGAAAUCGUUGAAUACAGACAAAUAUAUCUAUAUCUAUAUCUAUAUACACACACACUUGUAACAAGAAGUCAUUCCACCUGUCAACUCAUAGUAGCAGUAUCACUUUGCUUUGAUCUCAUCAAAAUUCCAAAACCCUAAUAAAUAUACUUCACUUAUUUUUAUAAUAAUAAUAAUAAUAAUAAUCUUCGAUACAUACAAUUUUUAUAAUAAAAUUUGAUCUGAUCGGAGGAACUCGAAAGCGAAAUGGAAGGACGACGGAGAAGUCCACCGAAACAUCGACACGAUGGGACUUCCCCGUUACCUUUAGGGAUGGAUUGGAGCCCUUCCCCUAAAAAAUGGAAUGGGCGGGACACAGUUUGGCCACAUGAUCCUCGCACAGGAUGGAGUUACUGCAUCACAAUUCCAGCCUGGGUUGUCCUUCCGAAAUCAAGAGACUCAGACCCUGUUGUGUUUUAUAGGGUUGUUGUUGGUAUACAAUCACCGGAAGGAAUCACAACAACACGAGCUGUUUUAAGAAGAUUUAAUGAUUUCUUAAGGUUACUAGCUGCUCUUAGGAAAGCAUUUUCGAAAAAGAAUCUUCCACCGGCACCUCCGAAGGGACUCAUGCGGUUAAAAAGUCGAACAUUGUUGGAAGAGCGCCGUUGUUCUUUGGAGGAGUGGAUGACGAAAUUGCUAUCUGACAUUGAUAUAUCAAGAAGCAUUGUUGUUGCAUCAUUUCUUGAGUUAGAAUCCGCUGCUCGCUCUUCAUUCCAAGAUGAAAAUCCACAAAUUGGACAAGGAAACCAUUCCUUGAGUAAUGCAGAAUCCAUGGCUUCUAGUAGUACACCACUCACGCCAGACUAUGGUAGUGACACUGCUUACGAGACUUCAGAAAUUGGAACUUCAAGUUUAGGAAGAGAUAAUAUAUCUGAAGCCGGUACAGAAGAUUUAUCUUUGGACGAAGAUUUGACCGGUCCACUAGAGAAACUUGUCAAGCAUGGUAUUUCGAAUAUUGACGAGGGCUUAUUAAUGGGAAAUGCUAUAUUAGAGCAAGUAGAAGGGUAUCCCAGGCAUACAAUUCAUUCCAGAGAGAUUAACAAAGUUUCGAAGAGUGAUGACAAAAAUGGGAAUGGAGGGGAUUAUGUUUCAGAAAAAGAACGUGGUAAGUCAAUCAGAAAUUCCGAGAAGCUCUCGAAUGGGAAUCUCGGGAGGGAUACAAGCUCAUUGAGAAAGAGUGCAACAGUGGAUGUCGAGUAUUCUGAUUCGUUCACAGAUGACCAUGUGAUUCCUUCGAGUGAUGAAAACAUAAUUCUUCCAUUAGAGCAGCAGCAAAAGGUGAAUAGGGUUCUUAUCAGUAUGCAGAGGAGACUGGGAACUGCAAAAACAGACAUGGAGGAUCUAAUAUCGAGACUGAACCAAGAAAUAGCAGUCAAAGAUUACCUCAUGACCAAGGUCAAGGAUUUGGAGGAGGAACUUGAAACUACCAAACUAAGAAGUAAAGAAAACCUUCAUCAAGCUAUUUUGAUGGAAAGGGAAAGAGUUACUCAAAUGCAGUGGGAUAUGGAAGAACUUAGACGGAAAUCACUAGAAAUGGAGUUCAAAUUGAAGUCUCAACAGGAUGAUAAGCAUGAAACAGAACCACCAAAAACAUCUGUGAUUGAAGAAAAAGAUCAAUUACUGCAGGAGUUAGAUGAUACAAAAAAGCAGUUUGAGCAACUAUUGAAAAAACAUCAAGAAUUAGAAGUUAAAUCAAAAGCUGAUGUCAAAGUUCUUGUUAAAGAGGUUAAAUCCCUUAGAAGUUCACAUGCAGAAUUGAAACAUCAGCUCAACCAAUCACUUUCUGGAAAGUCAGAUGCAGAGAAACUACUCCAACAAGAAAAACAGAAAUUUAAGGAGGAUGAUGUUGCUAGGCUGGAGCUACUUCAUGAAUGUGGGAUUCUUCAACACCGGCUACGCGAAUGUAGCAUGAAUUUGCUAAAUGAAAGUGAAGAUAAACUAGUCAUUGAUUCUCCAUCAGUGCAAGAUGCUUUAGAAAUUGUAAAAAUAUGUGAUGGUCGGAUAGAAGCCCUCUUUGCGCAGGCGCAAAUCUUAGCUCAAGAUGAUACCUAUGAUGCUUCUACUGCUAUAGAUAUGCACGACAACGAUGAUGAUGAUGACACCCCAACAAAUAAUAAACUUAGGAAAGUCCUUUCAGGGAUUCUUGUAGAUAAUAUCACUCUAAGAAGACAAGUGAGUCUUCUUGUUCAUCGAGCUCUUAAAACAGGCAUCUUAACAGCAAAAGACAUGGAAAUCCCGUCGGAAAAAUCUUUAGAAAAUAAGUCAUUAGAUACUAGAUGAAUGUACGGAUAAGAAUUGUACAUACCAUAUAUACAUAAAUAUAGCUUUACUAACACUGCGUUACCUUUGUGGGUAAUUUGACUACUUAUUUUCCUUAUAGUUUGUUUCGGUUAAGUUUCUGUGCGCAUAUAUGAGAUUUAAAGAGAGUAUGAGACUUGGUUACUUUA